AUGAUGGAGCUCUGUCUCACCGUGGAUGCCACAGCCUGUAAUGGAUCAAAAGACUCUUCAUCCAUCUUCUACCUGGUGGGCAUCCCCUCUCUACAGGAGUUCCUCUUCCUUCCUGUCUCCUUCAUCUUCUUGUUCUUCUACCUGCUUAUCCUUGUGGGUAACACCCUGAUCCUGGUGGCCGUGGUGAUAGAGCCCAGACUCCACAAGCCCAUGUACUUCUUCCUGAUCAACCUCUCAGCCCUGGACAUCCUCUUCACCACAUCCACUGUCCCAAAGAUGCUAUCUCUCCUCUUACUCAGGGACCACUGCCUCGGCUUCUCUGCCUGCUUCUUGCAGAUGUACCUUUUCUACAGCUUCUCCUGUUCUGAAGCCUUCGUCCUGGUGGUCAUGGCCUAUGACCGCUAUGUGGCUAUCUGCUGUCCACUGCACUACCCUGUCCUCAUGAUCCCACAGACCAAUGCUGCACUGGCAACCAGUGCCUGGUUCACUACCCUCCUUCUGCCCAUACCAGCAGUACUGCAGACCUUCCACAUGGCUUUUGACAGCACUGCUCACAUCUACCAUGGCUUCUGUGACCACUUGGCUGUGGUCCAGGCCUCCUGCUCUGACACCACACCCCAGACAUUCAUGGGCUUCUGCAUCACCAUGGUGGUGUCCUUCCUGUCCCUUCUCCUGGUGCUUCUCUCCUAUGCCCAUAUCCUGGCCACAGUGCUUCGCAUAAGCUCCCGAGAAGGACUCUCGAAAGCCUUCUCUACCUGCAGCUCCCACCUCCUGGUGGUUGGCACUUACUAUUCAUCCAUUGCCAUAGCCUAUGUGGCCUACAAGGCUGACCUACCCCUUGACUUCCACAUCAUGGGCAACAUGGUGCAUGCUAUUCUCACACCUGUCCUCAACCCUCUCAUCUACAUGCUGAGGAACAAGGAUGUCAAAGCAGCCAUCACCAAAUUAACAUGUCCCCAAGACCCAGGGCAUUCUGGGGACCCUUGA
Molecule: messenger RNA, 987 nt
Organism: Balaenoptera ricei (Rice's whale)
Lineage: Eukaryota; Metazoa; Chordata; Mammalia; Artiodactyla; Balaenopteridae
Product: olfactory receptor 2AT4-like
Exons: 2
Coding region: 1-987 (328 amino acids)
Biological process (GO): G protein-coupled receptor signaling pathway
Cellular component (GO): membrane
Molecular function (GO): olfactory receptor activity; G protein-coupled receptor activity
Source: RefSeq, a predicted model, not a curated record